AUGGCUGAACCCCUACCCCUCAAGCCCACCAAAUCGACGACCAAGGAACCGGUCCCCUCCCGUACGCACUCCAAGAAAGGUCCCACGACCAACGGAGGUGGCGCCGCGCGGAGUGGUCCUCGUUCGGAUACGGCGAGAAAGACGAUGUGGGAUUUGCAUGCCGGUGAUUUGCAGUGGGAUUGGGUCGAUGAGUGCUUUGAGCAGGAUAUGGAGGUGUUUGGAAAGGUGAGUUGUCGGUGUAGGUUGGGUUGGGGUGAGUGAGUGGCUUGUGAGCAUGUGGUGGGGUGUACGCCUAGUCCUAGUCCGGCAGUCGGCACGGCAAUGGGCACCAGGCCGGGGAGGGAGGUCGUAAUGGUGCACCCGGAGUGGCACGCGCUCUAGGAGUCCGUCCUUGACCAACGUGCAGCUAGCUACACCUGUCCAUCCUCUGCGUGCGCAGACCCAGAUCGCCGCGGCGUGCUCGCUUGCCCGCCAGUCGGCGUAACGGCCGCUCCGAGCUGCAUGACGUCGUCGUCCGCCGAACCGGUUUCGAGCGCGCAGCCAGCCUGCACGUCCGAGAUUGACCCGAGGGCACAUACACUGCACUCGGAGGCCUCAAAGAUACACCCGGGAGCUUGGUUCGUUCGACACUGACGUACCAUGGGCGCGGGUUCAUCUUUCCUCCCAGGCCUGUAACGAGGAUACCCCAACCGACGGCACAGACACACCCCUGGAAAAGAUCCGCGCCGUCUCGGACUUUGCGCCCAUUCGGGAAAAAGUUCGCAGGUGGGUCGAGCGACGAGGCAAGGAAGGGGGUAGUACGGUCGCUCAGCCGAGUGGAAUCCCUCUUACUCACAGGGGCCCCAAGAGGAGACGGGAUAUCGUUCGCGAAGGAUGGGCAUAUCAUGUCUCACGGUGGCCGCUCUUGGUGAGGUUUUUCACGCCGGCAUCGAGGGGUUUCCUUGUUCGACCAAAGCUUACUCUUUGCUGAGGGAUAACAGUUCAUCAUAUUCACCGUCAUCUCCAUCGAGUUCCUCGCCUACGUCAUGGUACGGCAGAUCGUCAACUUGAUAGAGUACUUUGGCUCGUGUAAGUCUCGUGGUCCUCGCAUCGGCGGUUGCUAUCGAACUGACGCUGCUGGUGAACGCUCGAAUCUUGCAGGGCGUGGUCAGCGAGGCAAGUUACGCCAAGCUUUGCGACGCUCUCGCAAUUUUGAAGAGGUGCAUUCUUACUUGACAGUUCGCUCUUGAUCACCAACACUAACACUAUUCCCCACCCGUCGACAGUGGAAAGAACGGGCUCUCUUGCUCGACGCCCACCUCCGCUUCAACGAAUGGAAGCGAUCGGCCCCCAACGCCUACUACGACUCGCCUCUGAUCCGAAGGGUGCUGAAUUCGCUGAGGGAGCUGAGGGAAAAGGGCGAUGCGGAGGGGGUCAUGGCCGUCUUGCACGCCGCGUUGAGGAACAACUUUGCCGGGUCCGAGAGUUUCCGGCUCUACAGGUCAGUCGCCGACGCGUUGUUUCAGUUGACGAACCAGAAGUCCAAAGCCAACGACGUCCGCGGUCUUGACAGCGAAACGUUUUAUGGGACGAAAGACCUCGUUCAGGACUACGUCGACGAAGGUAGGUCCCGAGGCGGACGUACAGUCCAUUCAAGCGCUCGUCCCGCCGCUGACUGUUACGUGUGCUUCGACCCACAGUCGCACGAUCGAUCGAACUCGUGCGCAAAGCCCCACUCGACCAGGUCCCGCUCGAGAUCAAACACGAAUUCUUCCGCUCGAGCGCCAAGAACCUCGGCGCGACGGCGCUGUGUCUUUCCGGUGGCGCAGGCUUGGGCUACUACCACUUCGGAGUCGUGCGUGCCUUGCUCGACACGAACACCCUCCCUCGGGUCGUGACGGGGACCUCGGCAGGAUCGAUCGUCGCUGCUUUCUUGUGCACCCGUACGGACGACGAACUACGCCGCUUGCUUGUCCCUGAACUGGCGGACCGAAUUAGCGCAUGCGAGGAAGGCCUGACAACCUGGCUCCCUCGCUUGCUCAAGACGGGCGCUCGGUUCGAAGCGACGCACUGGGCUCGAAAAGCGAGUUUCUUCACGAUGGGGAACAUGACCUUUCGCGAGGCGUUCGAAAGGACCGGGCGGAUCCUCAACAUCUCCGUCAUCCCCUACGACACACAUUCCCCUACGAAACUGCUCAACUACCUCACCGCACCGGAUUGCGUCAUCUACUCCGCCUCGAUCGCUUCAUCAGCCGUGCCGAGUGUGAUGAACCCCGUCGUGUUGUUGCAAAAGGAUAAGGACGGGAAGGUCAAGCCUUGGGAAUUUGGGGGCAAGCACAAGGACGGGAGUUUGAGGGUCGAUAUCCCCUUGCAAGCUCUGCAUCUCUUGUACAACGUCAACUUCUCUGUGGUUUCCCAGUGAGUUUGGUGCACAUAGAGCUUUGUCUCCGGUAACGUCGUGGUUUCCCAAAGACUCAAAUACGCCCAUCCCCAUCCACAGAGUCAAUCCCCACAUUCACCUCUUCGCGUUCGCGCCUCGAGGAGCCCCCGGUCGACCCGUCGCUCACCGUCGAGGCAAAGGUUGGAGAGGAGGCUUCCUCCUCUCCGCGGCGGAACAGUUCCUCAAGAUCGAACUGACCAAGAACUUUAGGGUCAUACGGGAUUUGGAGUUGAUGCCCGAGUUUGGCGGUCAGAAUUGGUCCGCUUUGUUCUUGCAGGAUUUCGAGGGUCAGUCUCGGGGGGCCCAGUCCGAUCCUGAACCAAGCCCAAUACGGUUUUUGGACUCAUCGAUCGGGGGUCGUUCGUCUUCAUAGGCACGGUAACGAUUUGGCCCCGCUCCCGUUUUUGGGACUGGUUCCAACUCUUAUCCGAUCCGAAUCGGGCCGAACUGGCGCGCAAGUUGCGCGUAGGCCAAAUGGCGACCUUCCCGCGCGUGAAAAUGAUCGAGAACCGACUCAAGAUUGAACGUCAGAUCGAUCGGGGGAGGGAAGACGUGUUGAAGGAGGUUAGGAAGAGGAAGAGUGGCGCGGAGCAGUUCGGCGGUCGGAUCGAUCAUCGAGAUAGUUCGGUCGAUCGUUGGGACGAGCUUAGUCGGGUAAGGGAAAAGGACGCCCUAGGAGGGAAGAUCAAGGUCCCGGAGGAAGCGGUCGUGCUGGACGACGACGACGACGAGGAGGGAGAGGAGGGUGGGACACUCAUCGAACCUGGUCCCGCGCCAUCGACUUCAAAGGACGGGCGAACUCACUCCCUCGUCCACAACGCCGAACGGAGGAAAGAGAUCCUUGCUCGCCUCGGGCUCAAAAAUGCCGAAACGAUGGGGUCGACGAACCCUCGGUCGACCACCGAAGCGGCGGUUUUCGCAGGUGAGGAUUCAGAAGGGGAGAUCACGAAGGAUCAUCGAACGUUGAGGAGGAGGUAUUCGAUGGGGACGUUGAGAAGGAGUAAGCGGAGUAAGAGUGAUGGGAAUCGACGGACGACGAUGUUUGGGGAUGAGACCUCUUCAGAGGAUGAGGAGGAUGAUUUCCUGAGUUUGGGACAGGGGUCAGGGGGGAGGGGUGGGGGGUGGAGCUCGACGGGUAGUCAGGGGUGA
Molecule: messenger RNA, 3568 nt
Organism: Microbotryum saponariae
Lineage: Eukaryota; Fungi; Basidiomycota; Microbotryomycetes; Microbotryales; Microbotryaceae
Source: the annotation of a GenBank genome assembly